AGUGCCUGAGAUAAGAGUAUGUGAUAUUAAUGAUUAGGCAUAUAAAACAGUUGUCAGUUCAUACCUACGAAUUCGAAGGAGCCUAUAUGUUUACAUUGCAUUGUUUGUCGCGAAAACUGCGUAGUUUUAGGGCAUGCCUUCGGUUCAUUUGGGUAUCAAUUAUCAAUACCUACCAAAGUGACAGUCUUGUAUCAUAAUAGUGGUGGAAGCAUCUACCUUCAUUAGCCGUGUGCC
This is a messenger RNA of Acanthoscelides obtectus, 234 nucleotides long. The record is from the annotation of a GenBank genome assembly. NCBI's taxonomy places the organism in Eukaryota, Metazoa, Arthropoda, Insecta, Coleoptera, Chrysomelidae.